AUGGCGCAGCAAAACGGCAACGCCGUAGCGGAUUCGCUUGCUGCAGCAGCAGCAGCAACAACAACAGCUGCAGCCAGAGGAGCAGCAGCAGCAGAACAGAGCGCAUCAGCAGCAGCAGCAGAACAGCCCGCAGCAACAGCAGCAGCAGAUCUGCCAGUAGCAGCAGCAGAACCGCCAGCAGCAGCAGCAGCAGCAGAACAAGCCGGAGAAGCACCAGCAGCAUUAGAGCAGCGAGAGGCACGAGCAGCAGCAGCAGCAGCAGCAGCAGAAGAGCCAGCAGCAGCAGCAUCAGCAGCAGCAGCAGCAGACAAAUCCUGGCUGGCUGAUGUGCUAAAGAAAGAAGAAUGGGAAAGUGUGGGGCAGCACAAAGCUCGCCAAGAGUACAUAAAGAAAGUAGUCGCGGAAAUGGAAAGUUCAAAAGAAUUAAAUGAAGACACUGUGCGGCUGCUGUCGAGUUUGUUCUACUCCGUGCGGUACUUGGGGUGUACGUACACCCCAGAACUCGAGGCGCUGCUGCUCAAGUUCGAUUCCAACUUAAAAGCUUUUGUGCAAAAAGAAAGACAAGCAGAAGCAGCAAAGAAGUACAAGGAGCAGCAGCAGCAGCUGCUGCAGUAG
Eimeria tenella is the source of this 615-nucleotide messenger RNA. RefSeq lists its product as uncharacterized. Lineage: Eukaryota; Apicomplexa; Conoidasida; Eucoccidiorida; Eimeriidae. The record is from RefSeq and is a predicted model, not a curated record. The transcript is spliced from 2 exons. The coding region runs from base 1 to 615 and encodes 204 amino acids.